CAGCGCCGCUCGCCGCUCGGGACUCCAGGGGGCUCAGGGGCCUGUCUGCGGGAGGUGGGCACUGCCCAGGGUGACAGUGCGGGAGCAUGGCCAUGCACCUGGGCAGGCUGAGCGCGGGCCCCUGCUGGCUCGCGGCGCGGGGCGGCUGCGGGGAGCUGCGCUCUUGGUCCCUGCGCUGCGCGGCCGGACGCUUCUGCCGCCCCCCUGGCACCGCUUGCCCCGAGCAGAGCCGCGGGCUGGGGUACGGCCCUACUGUGGGAGGCGGCCCCCGGCUGAGGACCGGGCUGGCCGCGGGGCUGGCGGGGCUGGCGGGGCUGGCCGGGCUGGCCGCCGCCGCCUUCGGGCACGUGGAGCGGGCGGAGAUGGUGAGCAAGAGCUCGGGGGCGCCGAGCCCCUCGCCGGGGAGGCCGGAGGAGGAGGACGACGAGCUGGCCCGCCGCUGCAGCUGCUUCAUGGCCUCGCCUGUGACCGACCUGCACGAGCUGCGGAGGAGGCCGGGCGACAUGAAGACCAAGAUGGAGCUGCUAAUCCUGGAGACCCAGGCCCAGGUGUGCCAAGCGCUGGCACAGGUGGACGGGGGCGCCCGCUUCUCUGUGGACCGGUGGGAGAGGAAGGAAGGAGGUGGUGGCAUCAGCUGUGUACUUCAAGAUGGGCAUGUUUUUGAAAAGGCCGGGGUGAGCAUUUCUGUCGUUCAUGGAAAUCUUUCUGAGGAAGCAGCAAAACAGAUGAGAAGCAGAGGAAAAAAGCUGAAGACGAAAGAUGGUAAAUUGCCGUUUUCUGCUAUGGGCGUGAGCUCUGUUAUCCACCCCAAGAAUCCUCAUGCUCCUACUAUCCAUUUCAACUACAGAUACUUUGAAGUAGAAGAAGCCGACGGUAACAAGCAGUGGUGGUUUGGUGGUGGAUGUGACCUUACCCCAACAUACUUGAACCAAGAGGAUGCAGUGCAUUUUCACAGGACUCUAAAGGAGGCUUGUGACCAGCAUGGUCCAGAUCUCUACCCCAAAUUUAAAAAAUGGUGUGACGAUUACUUUUUUAUAGCCCAUCGUGGGGAGCGGAGGGGCAUCGGGGGUAUCUUUUUUGAUGACCUUGACUCUCCAUCCAAGGAGGAGGUCUUUCGCUUUGUGCAGAGCUGUACCCAGGCUGUCAUUCCUUCUUAUAUCCCCCUUGUGAAAAAGCACUGUGAUGACUCCUUCACCCCCCGGGAGAAGUUGUGGCAGCAGCUCCGGAGAGGACGGUAUGUAGAAUUUAACCUGCUGUAUGAUCGGGGUACAAAGUUUGGCCUCUUCACUCCAGGAUCCAGGAUCGAAAGCAUCUUGAUGUCUUUACCUCUCACCGCCCGAUGGGAGUACAUGCAUUCACCCUCAGAGAACUCCAAAGAAGCUGAAAUUCUGGACGUUUUGCGCCAUCCGAGGGACUGGGUGCAUUGAUGCAGGCACAGCAGUCUUCCUAGGGUCUGGGGGACACACAAUGGGCCCCCUGCUCCGCUGGCUGGCACCACCGCCACUGUGUGGCACUUAGUUACCUGUGUCUCAGAGCUCCAGUCUUCUCCGCCCUGGAGUCUGCCUCCUUUCCUGCUGAAAUGUGUUUUAAGCACCACAAGCUUCCGCUGGAUGCUGUCGGUGAUGGGUGGUGAGGUGGCAGCUUGUCAGAGUCAACUGGUUGAUGUAAAACUCAUUUAUACUUUUAGAAUCAUUUGAUAUGACUAGUUUACAAACAGUGACAAUUUCCAAGAAUUGGUUUAGGGGAUCUAAAUAUUAUAAUUUGUAUCAGGAAACUUCUCAUGUUAUUUUUGUUUCAUAUAUUUUUUAAAGGUUUAGUUUCAGCCACAAAAAUCUGUUGUGGGAUAAAUCUUAUCUUCAUUAAUUCAAUGAGAUUGAGACUAGUAAUUUUAGAAAGCAACUGGAAAUGAAAGUAAAAAUUUUACUUUGUCAUUACUGAAGUUUCUUUGAUCAUAAUCUUUAUAUAUCUUUCUCUAGAGAUCAUAAUAUUGUAAAAUAUUCACUUUUGUAAGGAUAGAUAUUUAGGAAUACUUGAAAUUUUCUUAAUCUCUGCAUGUGUUACAAUUCAGUGAUUACCUAUAGUUAACUCUAAAGUGACAUCACUGUUAUUUAAACAAGGGAUAUCUAAGUUGUAAUUUUGAUUUUUGUAGAACUAUAAUUUGUUGAUGCUGAGAUUCUUUGCACUUUUGAAUGUGAAAGCUUAUACCCUUGGAUUCUGAUACUUAAAAAUUUCUAUUCCAGACAUUUCUGUAUGGAGGUUUAGACUAAGAACAAUCCUGGGGAUGUUGUGAAUUUAGGAAAUGAGAAACAUUUUCCUUCUCUAAUGAAAGCAGGCAUGACUAGUGUAAGAAGCAUGUAGGCAUUUUAUAAAUAUAUUUCCUUGAAUAUGGACUAAUUGAAAUCAUUCUCUUUUUAAAUUAGAGAUUCUGCAACUCUUACCGUUGCUCUUAAGAGAAAAUCACAACAGAGUUCUCAAGACUUCUUUGUUCAUAUAAUAAUGUGAAUAUUUUAUUCAUAAUAUAUUGAAGUUUGUAAGGAAUGUUAUCUUCCUACAUAUUAUUAAGCAUUAUCUUGGAAUAUGUUGAAUGUAUGAUCAUGUGUGACUCUGUAGAGCUGGAAAAUGUAUGAAUUCUUCAACUCUUAAAACAGGUGUGCUGAUAAAUUUUAUUAUGAAAUAUGACUAAGAAAUGUUUGUAUUUUUCAUUUUUUCCAGGGUAAUUGAUAUAGGGAAGAUAAAUAUUUCUUAGUACUAAAACCAUAGUUCCUCAUUCCUACGUAUUUUACCCAAGUAAAAUAUAAGUUUUGCAGUUGAAUUUUCAUAGCAGCUUUAUUCUCAAUAGCCAAAAUUUAGAACUAACACAACUGCCCAUCAGCAGGUGAAUGGAUAAACAAGUUAUAAUAUAUCCAUAUGUUAAAAUACUACUCAACAAUGAAAAGGAACAUCUAUUGAUAAAGGCAAGAACAUGGGUGAAUAUCAGAAAGUCAUUAUGCCAAGUGAAAGAAGCCAGACACAGAAGAGCACUCACUGUAUGACUACAUUACAUGAAAACCUAAGAAAGUCAAACUCUAACAAGAGAAAGAUCAGUGAUUGCUAGGGGCUGGGGUUGGGGAAUUGAUUGUGAAAGGGAACAAAAGAAUGUUUUGAGGUGAUGGAAAUGUUCUGUGUAUUGAUUGUGGCCGUGGUUACCAGACUGUAUACAUUUAUCAGAGCUCAUUGAGCUCGACACUUAAAAUCAUGAAAUUUUAUUGUAUAUAUGAUUUAUACUUCAACAAAGUUGAUUAAAUGAAAGAAAAAACAUAUUAUUAGGCAUAUAGGAACAAAUGUUCAAUAAACUUCACUUUGCCUUUUACAAUAAUAAGUCCCCAUCAUUUAGAUCUGCCAGCCUAUUUAGUUGUGUUUAGGGCUCUUGGGGUCUGGGCAUUGGACUAAGAGAAAUUUCAAAAAUUUUCUGUGCAUAUCAGUUUUUCGUACUCUUCAGUAAUCAUGUAUUUUUCUUACAGAUGAGACUAUGUCUGGGGAAAAACGUAACAGUAUUGCAUAAAUAUUGGAAAGUCAUUCUGCUGUUAUUCAAAAUGAA
Molecule: messenger RNA, 3577 nt
Organism: Eubalaena glacialis (North Atlantic right whale)
Lineage: Eukaryota; Metazoa; Chordata; Mammalia; Artiodactyla; Balaenidae
Gene: CPOX
Product: coproporphyrinogen oxidase
Exons: 7
Coding region: 87-1427 (446 amino acids)
Cellular component (GO): mitochondrial intermembrane space; cytoplasm
Molecular function (GO): coproporphyrinogen oxidase activity
Source: RefSeq, a predicted model, not a curated record